Messenger RNA from Megachile rotundata (alfalfa leafcutting bee), 1996 nucleotides. RefSeq lists its product as uncharacterized. Gene Ontology annotation, molecular function: ATP binding; thiamine diphosphokinase activity; thiamine binding. Gene Ontology annotation, biological process: thiamine metabolic process; thiamine diphosphate biosynthetic process. Lineage: Eukaryota; Metazoa; Arthropoda; Insecta; Hymenoptera; Megachilidae. The record is from RefSeq and is a predicted model, not a curated record.
AUCAGCAGGAAAGAUACGACUCCAUAAGUGUGAUGGUAUCAAAUUUAGGGCAUAUUUGUUCAAAUACACUGUGCGAUUAUAAAUAGUUUUUUAAUAUACCGAUGCGCAAACCGCGUCAAAACAUAAUGUGUUUGUGAAUAGAUAUAAUACUGCCAGUUCAUUAAUACUAAUCCAUAUUUUCAACAAUAUUAACAAUGCAGCUAAACAUUGCUGAUUGCUAAGAAAAACCAUUAAUUCUAUUUUAAAAAUAUGCAAAAUGCAUUUUUGUAGGCUCACACCACGUGGUGAUGACAUUUAAGUACUAAUCUAACAUGUAUUUGCACUUAUUUGAGUCAUUAGAAAUACUCCCGAGAAAUAUGAAGAAAAGAAAAUAUUAAAAUUAAAAAAAUGGUUUCGAUACUAUUACUAUCUUAAUCGUUCAAUGUAGAUAUUUAUAUGAAUAUAUAAAUCAUGUAUGAUCUCGAAAGAAGCAUUUCGAAAUUGAGUUUCGUCGUGAAUACAGUCCGGCAAUUAUUAUUUUUAAGUAAAUUUCAAUACCGCCACAUGAUGCAACAUGAUUCAGAUUGCAAUAAAACAGUAUGGGAUCCAAUGCAAAUAUUUCAAUGUCCUAAACAUUACAAAUACGCUGUGAUUAUACUGAAUCGUCCACUGUACUGGAAACAUGACACUAUCCUUCGAAUAUGGGAAAAUGCUGAAGUUAAUAUUACUGUCGAUGGUGGAACGCAUUCAUGGCUGCAUUAUUUACAAAAGCAAGGUAUAGAUCUUUUUAGUGGGAACCACAAAACAUACGUACCACAUUUAAUUACUGGCGAUAUGGACAGUUGUUCUCCUUUAAUUCUCGAGAAAUUGGAGGCCAUGGGUUCUAGGGUUAUUCACACAAUUGAUCAGGAUAAAACAGAUUAUACAAAAGCCUUGCUUCAAUUAGGACAAUAUGCUAAAACAGAAAACAUAAAGUUAAAUGGAAUAUACGUAUUUGUAGACUCAUCAGGAAGGUUAGAUCAUAUCAUUGAAAAUAUUAAUACUUUAUAUAAAACUGAGAAGCUCCUUGGACAAUACAUUCCGAUAGUACCGGUAAUUCAAAUUGCAUGCAACUCACUGACAUGGAUUUUAAAUCCAGGUUUUCAUAGUAUAAUUAUACCUAAGAUUUUAGUACAAAAUAAUAGCUGGUGUGGUUUAUUACCAGUUGGUGCACCCGUCAAUAGUAUAACUACAACUGGUUUAAAGUGGAACUUAAAUUGUUCAACUCUACAAUUCGGUGGCAUAAUAAGCUCUUCAAAUACAUAUGAUUGCUCCGAAGUAACUGUAAAUACAGAUUCACCAGUGAUAUGGACUAUGGGUAUUGAACCACUUCAAGAAAGUAUGAAUUGUUAAACAGUGUCAUUAAAAAAUGACAUUGUUAAUUUUAUUCAUAUGAUGAAUUUUUAUUGUGGUACCUGAGGUUCAAGAGUUUUUCUAUCAUGAUCGUUAGAUGGUGAAUAGCGAAGUUAUGGCGCUGCUGGGCUUGCUUUAAACCAAAAUAUAUUUUUGUUAGAAUUUAAUUUGAUAUGUAUUGCUUUCUUUAAAAGUUUGUUUGGCUAUUGAUAGAUAAUUAUAAUAUACAGUGUAGAGGAGAAGAGAAGAAUUUUUUAAACGUGAUUUAUUUAUUUGAUUUAAUAUAAUCAAAUAUUUAUAUUUACAUAGGUCUGUAAAAAGAAUUUCUUAGUAAGGGUUGUAAGAUUUUCAACUUCUCUAAAUAUAUUGAAUUUUGAUUACACUAUUCUAGAAGUACAAAGCUCUAGAAGAGUAAAGAAUGAAUGUAUAUGGAAAGUAAUCUCCACUGGUAACUUCAGUGAUAAUUGGAUUGUUGUUUCAGUACUUAUUACAAAGUAUUUUUUCAAUCAUGACAGGAUUUAUGAAUUCAAUACUAUUAUUACACCUUAUUUUUUAGACUGUUUAUUACAUAAAAUUUUAAUAUGUUAAAAACAUGAUAUUAAUGAAGUUUCAGAAUUUUCUGAAA